Lottia gigantea (owl limpet) is the source of this 609-nucleotide messenger RNA. RefSeq lists its product as hypothetical. Bases 1 to 609 code for a protein of 202 amino acids. Lineage: Eukaryota; Metazoa; Mollusca; Gastropoda; Lottiidae. The transcript is spliced from 4 exons. The record is from RefSeq and is a predicted model, not a curated record.
AUGUCAGUCAGUCAGUUAGUUAAUAAUAAUAAUAAUAAUAAUAAUAGUAUACCAUGUGUUGUUACUUCCUCUAGUCAAUUAGAAAUCAACUACUGUAUUAUAACAUAUCCACGUUUCCCAGAAGUCGGAAAAGUUGAGUUUGUUUUUGGUCCACGAUCUGAUGCAUUUGUUUCUGUAACUGGUUUUAAAUCUGAUGUAACAGUACCAGUAGAUGAAGGUGAUGAUCAACUCGUUAGAUCAGAUUCGUUUGAAAACUUUAAUAAAUUAGCUGAUGGUCAAAUAGACACGAACGAAAACGGCCUCCAUCCCAGUGGUAAACUACGAGUAUCCCAUCAGCCAGUUGAUCAUUCGAAAGGUCCAGUUGAUGGAAGUUUAUACGCUACAGUGAACAAACAAAAAGAAACGACUUCAACGUCCAGUUCCAGACUUUUGUCCAACGGCCCUACAUCUCAUGUUGUCAACGGCAACUCGAUUAACUCAAGCAUGGAUUCUGGUAUAUCCUCUACUUCUGAUCACCAUGGUGACUUGUUGUCUCGUUUUGUUUACGCUUUCUCAUUGGUGCAAAUUGUAAGAAGCGUUAAACAAAGUAUCAAUAUUCUUCUCUCUUGA